Artibeus jamaicensis (Jamaican fruit-eating bat) is the source of this 1321-nucleotide messenger RNA. RefSeq names its product patr class I histocompatibility antigen, A-126 alpha chain-like. NCBI's taxonomy places the organism in Eukaryota, Metazoa, Chordata, Mammalia, Chiroptera, Phyllostomidae. Gene Ontology annotation, biological process: antigen processing and presentation of endogenous peptide antigen via MHC class Ib; antigen processing and presentation of endogenous peptide antigen via MHC class I via ER pathway, TAP-independent; immune response. Gene Ontology annotation, cellular component: external side of plasma membrane. Gene Ontology annotation, molecular function: peptide antigen binding; signaling receptor binding. The transcript has 6 exons. The record is from RefSeq and is a predicted model, not a curated record. The coding region runs from base 156 to 1286 and encodes 376 amino acids.
UCCAGAAGGAGGAGGGGUCAGGACAAAGCUCCCAGGUCCCCAGGCCUGGACCCUGCCCCUGCCCCAGUACUCACUCCAUCAGACCUGGGAACUCUAAAGGAGCCAUUAGCUUCCUCAACAGAACUCCUCUUCCCCAGAAGCUCAGGGUCUUGGUCAUGGGGCCCCAAAUGCUGCUCCUGCUGCUCUCUGGGGCCCUGGCUCUGGCCCUGACCCAGACCUCGGCGGGGGGCCGCACCGCGCCUCCAGGACACGCAUCCUCCCCGCCCCCAGGUGCCCACAGCCUGAGAUAUUUCAGCAGUGCCCUGCAUAGACCGGGCCACAGGGAGAACCGGUACAUCGUUGUGGGCUACGUGGAUGACACGGAGAUUCUGCGAUUCGACAGUGGCGCGGUGAGGCCGAGGCUGGAGCGGAGGGUAAAGCUGGAGGAUCCAGAUUUUUGGGAGGAGCAGGAGCGGGAAAUGAAUCACAAUGAACAGACUUCCCGAGUGAACCUGAACAAGCUGCACGUCUACUACAACCAGAGCGACGAUGGGUCUCACACCCUCCAGGAAAUGACCGGCUGCGACGUGGGGUCGGACGGGCGCUUCCUCCACGGGUUCAGUCAGUUCGCCUACGACGGCACCGAAUUCCUCUCCCUGGACGAGGACCUGCGCUCCUGGACCACCACGGCCAUGGCGCCCCAGAUCACCUGGCGCGAGUUGGUGCUGCUCCCUGACGCGGACGUCAGGAGAUUCUUCCUGCAGGACACCUGCGUGCGCCGCCUCCACCGCCUCCUGGAGAAGGGGAAGGACACGCUGCUCCGAGCAGACCCUCCAAAGACACACGUGACCCACCACCCCAUCUCAGACCAUGAGGUCACCCUGAAGUGCUGGGCCCUGGGCUUCUACCCUGCUGACAUCUCCCUGACCUGGCAGCAUGAAGGGGAGGACCUGACCCAGGACAUGGAGCUUGUGGAGACCAGGCCUGCAGGGGACGGGACCUUCCAGAAGUGGGCAGCUGUGGUCGUGCCCCCGGGAGAGGAGCAGAGAUACACAUGCCAUGUGCAGCACCAGGGGCUGCCCAAGUCCCUGACCCUGAGAUGGAAACCCCCUCCUCAGACCACCAUGACCAUCGUGGUCAUUGCUGCUGCCCUGGGUCUCCUUGGAGCUGUGGCUGCUGGAGCUGUGAUGUGGAGGAGGAAGUGCUCAGGCAGAGGCAGGGAGAGCUACUCUCAGGCUGCAUGUAAGUCUGGGUGUUGGGGAGGUGACGUCUGGGACCCUUGGGAGAGUGUGGGCUGGAGUCUGUGAGGGGGGCUCCCCCACCCUGUAACUCUGCUGUGUGU